AUGUCGACGCGGUCUUUGAAGAGUCAGGGAGGAGUGAUGAUGAGCCAUCAGAGAGAGGAAUUGAAUGCUAGUCCUCCCAUGAAAACAGUGGAGCCUACAUUGGCCCCUGUGGCAACAGCUCAUGGAAUUAUAUCGGAUUCAAUGAAUUCCAUGACGAGAAAACCAACAGGAAUGCUCAUGGCCAAAAACAAUUCAGUCAAAAAGCUUCCUCAUGCUUUUCAUCAAAUGAAUAUUCAGCAUCAAAUUAAUGUUCAUACAGCAAAAUUUGGAAUUUCAGCUGCUGAGGACGAAGAACCAACAACGAAAAAGAAGAAAAAAUCAACGAUCAAAAAAGAGGCUCCGAGAUUGCCUUCGGAAGAGCAUGGCCUUUCUCUUUUGCAAUCAAGAAUUGCAUCUGCUUCUCAGCUCUCAAGUGAGAGACCACAAAGCAGAAAAAGCUCUGGAUCAGCUCUCAGUACUCGAUCACAUGUGAAUCCUGUUCUAACGCCAAUUCUUGACGAGGAUUUUAAAAGAGAAAAAUUCGAAGACAGUUUAAAGAAAUCGUUGAAAGACACGUCAUCAUUGUUAGAGGGCUUACCUUCCCACAGGAGCAGCUCGAGUGACUUGGAUUUGACGACAUUAUCAUCCCGAAAAAAGGAAGACAUCAUUUUGGAUAGAAACACAGCAACUCUGGAACCAAUUAAAAAACCAUCGUCAAGAGGUUCAGAUUCAAGGUUAUUGGGAGGAACCGUCACAACAACACACUCUAAUAGAGCCAAGCUUUGUAUUCAAACGCUCGCAGAUGGAUAUGUGGAUGCAUUUGAAGAAUUAUUUUCGUUAGCCCAUAGAGAGCCUGUGCUGGUGGAUGACAUUACUGAUAAAUAUUUUUCUCUCACCGAUGACAAACUUCGAGACAUUAAGGAAUGGUUAGUGAAGGCUGAAUCCUAUAAGAGAAGAGGAAAAUUCGAAAAUGUUUAUGAAAUUUUCAAACAAAUAGCAGACUAUUUUGAAGGAGAGAAAGACUACAAUACCAUGUACUAUUUUUAUGACCUUGCUGAAUCUAUAGCAAAACGAUCGUCGAAUUCAGCAUUGGAAGGUUUGGCAAAGGAAAAUGCAGGAAAAAUGUACGAACGAAUGGGACAAGCAAACAUGGCUGUGAAAUAUCAUGAGGCUCAUAUGAGUCUAGCUCAUUCUUCUGGAGAUCAAGAGCAAGAAGAAAGAGCACUCAACCAAUUGUGGCGAGUUUAUGUAAAAAUGGCAGAGGAUUCAAUCAAACAAGGAGAUUUACAUAAUGCAUGUUUGUUCUACGAUAAAAGCUUAAAGAAUGCAAAACAGCUCAAGGAUAGAGAAAUGACGGCAUCCUCCUUAUACAAUCUCGGUAAAGUAUACAAGGAGAUGCAGGACUUGGAAAAGGCCAUUGAGUAUCAACAAAUGUACGUUCAAGUGUGUGAAGAAAUGAAUGACAAGGUAGGAAAAGCGGAUGCUUAUUGUGCCCUUGGAGAGCUCUAUGAACAAACUCAAGAGGUGGACAAGGCAAUUGAUAUAUUCAAGACCUACUUGUCACUCGCUGAAGAAAGUGAAGAUGACAACAAAAUUGGUCAUGCAUGUACAAAGCUUGGCACUGUGUUAGGUAUGAAGGGAGAACACGAAGAAAGCGUUCGAUAUUUUGAACGAAGUUUUGAGCUUGCUAAAAGGUCUAAGGACGAUGCAAAGAUAGGAGAGGCUAAAGUGCGGCUUGGUUUUGCAAAAGGAAAUGCCAAUAUGCACCAUCAUAUGAUGCAACUCAAGAACAUGGGAUUUGUGUAA
Molecule: messenger RNA, 1785 nt
Organism: Naegleria fowleri
Lineage: Eukaryota; Heterolobosea; Eutetramitea; Acrasida; Naegleriidae
Exons: 3
Coding region: 1-1785 (594 amino acids)
Molecular function (GO): protein binding
Source: RefSeq, a predicted model, not a curated record